AGUGAACUUAUCUGGGCAGCUAUUCUUUUGCAGAUACUCACGACUUCCUGGCACAUUUAUCGACGCCUAUAUAUCUAUAUUGAUUGGUUACUGAUAAGUCGUGAUCCGGCCAUUUCGACUUUUUGUCCUCCUAGAAAAGCAAGCCAUCCAGAUGCGCUUCUGAUCUCUCUCCGCCACAUCUCUUAACUCGCGAUCUCAUCCAGACGGGCUUGACGCCGCAAAUGACGGACUCAGCGCCCGAGACCAAACGACUUCACAUCACUCCUUUUAACCCAGAACUUCUCCCUUCCGUCCUGCCACCGACUAUUCGGCUUCUAGCCACGGAGAUCUCCUUCCAUUGUGUUCCAACUUUUCCCGAGAACAAUUACGGUUACGUGACGCUGCCGACGAUGGAGGCGGAAAAGAUCAAGAAGAAACUUAAUGGCUCAAUCUUAAAAGGUCGCAAAUUCAAGGUGGACACGGCUCGUCCCUUAAAACGGCAACGGACUGAUGAUGAAACGGUCGACAAACCCGCUGCAAAUCCUUCUUCGGAUAAGAAGGCUAAGAAGCGAAGGGCAGCGGAAGAAAUACUGGAAGGAUUUGAAAUUCCAGCUGAUCGUAAGGUCAAGCGAGGCUGGACGGAGUCGGCAGACGCCAAGCAGGACAGGCGAAAGGAAGAGAAGAGGCAUAAGAAGACGAAAGAUGGGAAGAAUGAGAAGUCGGCCAAAACACAGGCGAGAUCCAAGUAUACCGAGAAGGAAGAGUGCCUAUUUCGUACCAAACUUCCCCUUAAUCGGGUGCCUUCCGCUGACGAGAAGCAAGAGAAGCAGUCCAAGAAAAAACAAGCUGCGCAUGAGACAAUUGUCCAUGAAUUCUCUAAAACGGUCAAGCACCCCAGCUUUUUGCGGUCUGGACGUGAUGAUUCAGUGGACAGUAUGACAUUCGUUGAUGGCAAGGGUUGGAUGGAUAGAACUGGAAAUGUGAAAGAGCCUGUCAGUGAUCGGAUAAGGACAGACCAGUAUAGACCAGGGUGCGUUCCAGGGGCCAAGGAGAAGCCACGAUUUUUUGAAAAGAACAUAUCCUCAAUUGCUCGCAAGCCCACGGCCGAAGACGUAAGCAACACGGAUGAAGCAAGUUCGACUAACGAGUCAGAAGAUUGGACUUCCUCCAGCGGUGCAAGCUCGUCCGAAGAAGAUUCCUCGUCUGACGGGAAUCCUGAAGAAUCAGAGAGCGAUGACUCUAGCUCAUCCCGGUCUUCUGGUCAACCAGAAGAAUCAAACUUCGAUGAAGAGCAAGAGUCAUUGUCAGGAAAGCAAGGGGGAACGAAAGCGACUGUGGCAGCGUCACACUCGCCAGAUCAUCAACGUCUUCCGUCAUUUGAGAAGUAUCAGGCAGCGCUCGGCCCAGAAGUCCAUCCGUUAGAGGCUUUAUUCAAAAGGCCCGCGCCUGACGCAUGCAACGAAGACUCUAAAUCGGAGGAGAGACCUCAGUUCAGCUUUUUUGGAGGACAAAACGACAUUGACAUGGAAGAAGAGACGGAAGGUCAAUCCACCGCACCACUCACGCCUUUCACAAAGAGGGAUUUACGGGAUCGGGAGUUAAGAAGCGCGGCUCCAACACCUGAUACGGGGGUAGUUGUUCGAACUAUCGAUUGGAAUAAGCAGGGCCAACAUCAAUCUUUGAACAUAGAUGAAGAUGAGUACGCGACCACUCCCAUCUCAAAGGCUGCCUUCGGGUCCAAAGAGGACUCUGAUUUCGUUAAAUGGUUCUGGGAAAACCGAGGAGACAAUAACCGUGCUUGGAAGAGGAGACGUCGCGAAGCUGCCAAAGAGCAGCGACAGCGUGAGAAUCGGAGCAAGGGCAUGAAAGGCAAAUCUUAGAAUUUUCGCACUUCAACUAGGUAUUAAUUGAGGUCUGACCC
Molecule: messenger RNA, 1900 nt
Organism: Aspergillus saccharolyticus JOP 1030-1
Lineage: Eukaryota; Fungi; Ascomycota; Eurotiomycetes; Eurotiales; Aspergillaceae
Exons: 1
Coding region: 222-1859 (545 amino acids)
Source: RefSeq, a predicted model, not a curated record